Messenger RNA from Cyphellophora attinorum, 1011 nucleotides. RefSeq names its product Oligoribonuclease, mitochondrial. Bases 1 to 1011 code for a protein of 336 amino acids. Lineage: Eukaryota; Fungi; Ascomycota; Eurotiomycetes; Chaetothyriales; Cyphellophoraceae. The transcript has a single exon. Gene Ontology annotation, molecular function: nucleic acid binding; 3'-5'-RNA exonuclease activity. Gene Ontology annotation, cellular component: mitochondrion. The record is from RefSeq and is a predicted model, not a curated record.
AUGUCCGUGACUCGGUCGAAAGACCCGUUGGUAUGGAUUGAUUGCGAGGUAUGUUUGAACUAUGGCCCCUCCCCGAGUGCCACUACCAUGUACUCGUUUCUACCUGCCAUACUUGGACCAGUGACCUACCCAACGACAACGAACAAAUACUCAUGCAAGCAGAUGACCGGCCUCGAUGCCACAAAGGACACCAUCAUGUCCAUCGCCUGCUUUGUGACUGAUGCCCAGCUCAAUGUGCUCGACGAAAACGGCUACGAGACAGUGGUGCAUCACUCGUCUCAGCAGUUGUCCACAAUGGGCGAAUGGUGUACUAGGACACAUACCGCUUCAGGCCUCGUCGACCAGUGCGUUAUGUCGACAACCGACGCACAAGCUGCUGCCACUAAGACACUGCGAUACAUCAAGCAGCUGGUCCCCCAACCUGGCAGAGCUCUUCUGGCUGGCAACUCGAUUCAUGCAGACAAAAUGUUCCUGAUGCAUGAGCCAUGGAAGCAGAUACUCGAUCAUCUUCACUACCGACUUCUGGAUGUCAGCGCUAUCAAAGAAGCCGCCAGACGAUGGGCCCCUGAUGAGGUGCUGGAGAACGUCCCAAAGAAGCAACUCAAGCAUGAAGCCAAAGCCGACAUACUUGAAAGCAUCGAGGAGGCUCGCUACUACCGAAAUUUAUUUGGAGGCAUACGACAGUCGUCAUCGUCACCUCCUCACCUUGUUGGCUCUCAGAACUCUACUUCAACACUGGACAGUGCGUACGGAGCCAACAAUGGUACACCAGCAUCAUUCCUGCGCAAGGACUCGUAUGGCAAUACCAUCACGCAGGAGGCCGAACAGGUCGAGGCAACGCUCAAAGCUAAGCGUAAGGCUGGCGAGAUGGAAAUGCAAUAUCCUUUGGUCGAUGGUAGUCGUAGGCCGAACGGCCGAGGCCUGCGGACGAUUUCUGGUGGAUUACAAGCCUCCAACAGUAUCGAGUCGGUGGGCAGCGAUCAAGAGGGCUUCCGGACUGAUGUGCCGUGA